AAAAUAACAGCAUGGUCAUAAAUGGUACGUGCGUAAAAGGCACAUCAACAUCCAUUCGUGCCACUGAUGCACGCUCGUGUGGUCUGAAACUCGGAACAUCCCACGAAGUGCACAUCAGGCUUGGUGAAACAUCCAGCGACAAUAAAUAAUACAGGCUAGGCUACGAUAAAUUAGAGUAGGCUUCUCGGUGGUUUGAAUUGGGAUACGGCGAACGGUUACGCAUGAGCCGCGGCAACAGUGAGAACAGUGAAAGGACCAGCGGGAUAUACUACAAGAAUACUUGGACGAAUACUUUUUGGAGAAAACGUUGACUAAAUUGUCUCCCAAACGACCAGAACAUGAAGAAAAGUCCUGCGAAUUCAGCUCUAAAGAGGUCGUUUGAGGUGGAGGAUGUGGACACCUCGGCCAACUCCUCGCCAGGCUCCCGCCGGGCGCCCAACAACACCAACCACCGCCCCGUCAUGUCCCCCACCAGCAUCUACUACCGUGAACUGGGCGCCAGCAAUAACAACAACGGCUCCAUCUCCAAGGCCAUCAUGGGAGGGGGCGGCUCCAAGCCUCCUGAACCCAUAUCCCGGGGACGCACGGAGCUCUCCAUCGACAUUUCCUCCAAGCAGGUGGAUCCAACCAGCCCUGGUUCCCUCCGAUUGGGCACGAAACGACCCGAGGUCCUAGGCCACUCCAAGACCCCCGAGAUGGGCCACAAACGGGAGGUGACCUUCGCUAAAACACCCCAGGAUGUGGUGAUUCGCGGAGGGGCCCGGACCCCCGAGCCCCCCAGCCAUGCCCGGAGGUUCGAGCCCCCCAAUCUGGGGGACGGCCCGGCCGCUAGGACCACACCAGGGAUCAGCGUCACCAAAGCACCCGAGACAACGGGGAAUGGAAAGAACAACCACGAGAACCAUGGUCAUCAUGCACCGGUCCACCACCCGCACCACCCCAACCCCCACCACAACACCAUCGUCACCACCAUCCGCUGCUCCUCGCCCAACCGCACCAAGUCCCCCAACCCUGACAGGUCAGAGGUCAAGCCGAGCCACAGCAACAUGUCCACCCCGCCACAUCCGCAACCCCCUGCCAAGGGAGCUUCACAUGGCGCUGGCGACUUCAGCUACGUGGGCAUCGAUGCCAUCCUGGAGCAGAUGAGGAGGAAGGCAAUGAAACAGGGCUUUGAGCUCAACAUCAUGAUCGUCGGUCAGAGUGGUCUGGGGAAGUCAACCCUGAUGAACACCCUGUUCAAGUCUAAGGUCAGCAGGAAGUCUGUGGUGUCCACCCCCGAGGAGAGGAUCCCCAAGACCAUCGAGAUCAAGUCCAUCAGUCACGAUAUCGAAGAGAAGGGCGUGAGGAUGAAACUAACGGUAAUCGACACUCCCGGCUUUGGGGACCACAUCAACAACGAGAACUGCUGGCAGCCAAUCAUGAAGUUCAUCAAUGACCAGUAUGAGCAGUACCUGCAGGAGGAGAUCAACAUCAACAGGAAGAAGAGGAUCCCAGACUCACGGGUUCACUGCUGCAUGUACUUCAUACCACCUACUGGACACUGUCUGAGGCCUCUGGAUGUGGAGUUUAUGAGUCGUCUGAGUAAAGUGGUCAACAUAGUCCCUGUCAUCGCUAAGGCAGACACACUCACCCUGGAGGAGAGGGACUUCUUCAAACAGACGAUCAGGGAAGCACUGCGAGCCAACGGGAUCGACGUCUACCCUCAGGAAGAGUUUGACGAGGACGCUGAUGACAGGAUGAUCAAUGAUAAGAUCAGGGAGAUGAUCCCAUUUGCUGUGGUGGGGAGCGACCAGGAGUACCAGGUCAAUGGAAAGAGGCUUCUGGGCAGAAAAACAAAGUGGGGAACCAUAGAAGUUGAGAACAUUGCGCACUGUGAGUUUGCCUACCUGCGAGACCUUCUCAUCAGGACCCACAUGCAGAACAUCAAGGACAUCACCAGUAGUAUCCACUACGAGGUGUACCGCGUCCGCAGGCUAAAUGAGACCAACGCCCAGCCCAAUGGCCAGCCACCCAACACACUGGCCAACCCGCAGCAGGCCAACGGGGUGGCAGCACAGCACCAAGUCCUGACCCAUGAGAUGUAGACGUCUGACCAUCUACAUACAUACAUACAUACAUACAUACAUACAUACAUACAUACAUACAUACAUACAUACAUACAUACAUACAUACAUACAUACAUACAUACAUACAUACAUACAUACAUGCAUACAUAUAUAUCUUUAUCUUUAAUGGCUGGCUGUGACACACCACAUGCAAACACACCACGUGACACACACACACACACACACACACACCCAUCCUAACUGGCUGAUAUGGACUGUACACACUCCAAAAUCAAGUGUAUAACUAUUUUUACAUGAUAACCUGCCAAAAGAGUUUCUGUUAGUUGGAAGUUCUAGUGUAGGUAGUUGUAGGUCAGAGCUGUUGUGUAAACAGUACAAGAUGUUUCCUAGGGAGAUGGGAUGCCACAGUAUUCUAACAUACAGAUGUGUACAGACCAGCUAUUGAAGUCUAGCAGAUCAAACUUUAGUUAAACUAGAAAGACCUGGUCAAAAUGACCUGGUCUACGUCUGGGUUGUGCUGUAUAGUGUUGUCUAGAUAUUGGAGAUAUUAGGAGGUAGGGUUUAGGUUCUUUGUAUAUUUUUGGACACAUCUGCACUGCCCCGAAAAGCAGCGAUGCAGUGUGGAGCAGCUUUGAAAUCCCUUUGUCUUUUUCCUUUGUGUUUUCAUAUGUUUAAGACCUCUUGCCAAACCAUCCUGUCUAUACCAAUAUGCCAAUGUCAUAUGUUGUUAAACGUGUCAUGUUCAUCCAUAUAGUGCAUUUUACAUUUACUGCCGUGUUAUAUUAUUGUUUAUUGUCUGGAUGGUGGGGAUGCAGGGAACAGACAUCCCUAUGCUCUCAGACCUUUCUCUAAACCAAAUAAAUGUCCUUUCUGUUUUAAAGAGAAGCAAAUAUAUAGAAUUGAUUUAUAAAUAGGUAUUUAUGCUUGUUAUGUAUUCACUUUUUAAUUGAGUUUUGAUAUUCAUAUAGCCUACUCCCAGUCGGCCUACACACUCCCGUUGUUCUCAGAGAGUAGUUGUAUCAGAGAGAAUGGAAAAUCUACAGAGAUCCUCUUUGGUUGUAUUUGCUUGCCAUCAUGCAUUGUCUCCCCUUUAUUUAUAGGGAAUUGUAUGAAUCUAGAUUUAUAUUCUGUCGUUUUGGACAUGAUACAGAUUAGGACUACAGAUAGGUUGAAUAUGUUGCCUAUAUACACAGCUUGAAAUAAUAUUUAGUUCCCCUGACAGUUUUGCAUUCCCGGUGUAGUCAAUCUAUAGCUCCCAUAUCUUCCCUACUAUUCAUCACUCAGCUAAAAACUCAUAGACAGAGGUCAAAACCAAGAGUACUAUUCAUUCAGCAAUGUAGCUCACAUAACAUAAAUGACAAAAGUUAAUACAAUGUUUAUUGUUGUAUAGUUAUUGUGUAAUUUGUUAUAGUAUGAUGAGAGUAUGGUUUAUCUUUGAUAUGCUAGGUCAAAGAAAUAAAGAUUGAUAUUUUUAUUGUU
This is a messenger RNA of Salmo salar (Atlantic salmon), 3545 nucleotides long. RefSeq names its product septin-9. The record is from RefSeq and is a predicted model, not a curated record. NCBI's taxonomy places the organism in Eukaryota, Metazoa, Chordata, Actinopteri, Salmoniformes, Salmonidae. Gene Ontology annotation, molecular function: GTP binding.